This is a messenger RNA of Macaca mulatta (Rhesus monkey), 3989 nucleotides long. NCBI's taxonomy places the organism in Eukaryota, Metazoa, Chordata, Mammalia, Primates, Cercopithecidae. The record is from RefSeq and is a predicted model, not a curated record.
GCCCCUGCUUUUGGGGGCCGGGGCACGGCCCCCGCACCUGGCUUGGCUCCGACCGACAGGCUAAUCCCGACAGGUCGGACAGGCACAUACUUGGUCCCGCCCCCCGCCCGCAAUUCUUCUGCCCCCGCCUGCCAGCCUGCUAGGAGGCCAAAACUGCAGCCCGCAGCCCGCCCGGGGAGGACUAAUGAGAAAUUAUCUGGAUAGUUUACAUUUUUGGGUCUGUAUCGGACACCUGAUGGAGUACCACUUUAUUCUGAAGGUGUUGCAGGCAAGAAGGUGAAGGUGAUUCCAGCCCCGUCCCUGGGCUGAGUUUCUGCCCUCAGCUCCACCUGCAGCUGUGUUCCCCUCCCCAACCUGUGUCCUCCCCUCUGAGGCCCAUGUGGCCUCUCUCUUUGGUCUUCCGUCCCAGCUCUGCCUCUGCCCCCAGCCCCGUCCCCACUUUGCAGGUCCACCCCACAAGCUGGAUUGUGCCUCACUCUCCGCAGCUCCCUGCGGGUUGCCCUGCCCUCCCCACACCCAAUCCUGGGUAGCAAACCCGAGGGCUGGUCCCUAACUAGGUCUGUAACCCCUGACCCUUAACCACUCAGGGCCAGGUCUCUUCCCCUGUAAAAUGGAAAUAAUUCUACCUUCCUUCUUCCAUUGUGAGGAGUAAAGGAAGACCUGGCACAUGGCAGGUGGAGGGAGGCAUCCAACGAGUGUGAAUCCCUAACCCCCCACAGUGGCAGAGACAAAUACCCUUUCUUACCCCUACCAAUACCUGAGGUACUACCAGCAGUCCCCAUUCUAUCUGUGUAGAGCGAGCCUCAAAACAUAAACUGCCAGUGCCAUAUAACCCAAGGCCCAAAGGAAAUCAGACAGAGGACUCUAAGAGAAAUGAGGCAGGCUGCUUAAAAGGGAGUCGUCAGCUCCUAUCUCCUCUCUCAGCCCUAGUCCAUGCUAUCCGUGUCUGCAAGUGUGCGUGCCUGUGUGUGCACAUAUGGGGUCAGGGACUAGACGCAGGAACAUGGAGCCACUGAGGCAGGGACCUGUGGCCCUCUGGGGCUUGGUGCUGCAGGGUUCCUAGUCUAAGACCUGUCCAGCAUUUCAAAUCAGAUUUCAUAUAAGAUCCUGGAUUUUCUACUCCUCUUUUGAAAAAUCAGAAGAUCUGUCAACAAUCAGUCAGAGCUGAACGGCAUAUGCUCCCUUUAGAUGGGUCAUUUACCCUCUAGUUUACCCCCUCCACAUCCAGCUUCAAUCGUACAUGUCAUUUGUACCCCCUGGUGUAGAGGAACUCUUAGCCCCUUUACAGGGUUGAUUCUAUAUGUACCUUUUCAAAAAGUGCUUGCAACUCUUCCCAUCCCAGAGGUGAGGGAGGCCAGUGUCACUUGCUUCAGUGAAAUUUACAUCUGGAUCCUCCUUACGAUUUCCCAGCUGAGAUUGUGGUUUCCUGGUGAUUCAGGUGGGAGUGGGCCAGAAGAUCAACGCUGGCAAGGACUGGGUUGGUUUUUGGAGUAGUCCCUGCUGAUGUGACAAAAAGAUCUCUCAUGUGAUAUUCUGAGGUACCUUUGAGGAAGUCUGUCUUUGAGGACCUCCCUUUGACCUGAUGGAGAACUGGGCGCCCCACACCCUCUCUGUCCCCAGCUGAGAUUAUGGUGGAUUUGGGCUACGGCCCAGGCCUGGGCCUCCUGCUGCUGACCCAGCCCCGGAGGUGUUAGCAAAAGCCGUGUGCUGUCCACCCUCCCUGAGACCACCCCUCCGACCAGGGGCCUGGAGCUGGCGUGUGACUAUGCGGCUUGGGCUGUGCGUGGUGGCCCUGGUUCUGAGCUGGACGCACCUCACCAUCGGCAGCCGGGGGAUCAAGGGGAAAAGGCAGAGGCGGAUCAGUGUCGAAGGGAGCCAGGCCUGUGCCAAAGGCUGUGAGCUCUGCUCUGAAGUCAACGGCUGCCUCAAGUGCUCGCCCAAGCUGUUCAUCCUGCUGGAGAGGAACGACAUCCGCCAGGUGGGCGUCUGCUUGCCGUCCUGCCCACCUGGAUACUUCGACGCCCGAAACCCCGACAUGAACAAGUGCAUCAGUUGGGCCAGAAGCCCCCAAUUUGUCCUCUCCUCAGAAUGCAAGAUCGAGCACUGUGAGGCCUGCUUCAGCCAUAACUUCUGCACUAAGUGUAAGGAGGGAUUGUACCUGCACAAGGGCCGCUGCUAUCCAGCCUGUCCCGAGGGCUCCUCAGCUGCCAAUGGCACCAUGGAGUGCAGUAGUCCUGCGCAAUGUGAAAUGAGCGAAUGGUCCCCAUGGGGGCCCUGCUCCAAGAAGAAGAAGCUCUGUGGUUUCCGGAGGGGCUCCGAGGAGCGGACACGCAGGGUUCUCAAUGCCCCUGGAGGGGACCAUGCUGCCUGCUCUGACACCAAGGAGACCCGGAGGUGCACAGUGAGGAGGGUGCCAUGUCCUGAGGGGCAGAAGAGGAGGAAGGGAGGCCAGGGCCGGCGGGAGAAUGCCAACAGGAAUCUGGCCAGGAAGGAGAGCAAGGAGGCGGGCACUGGCUCUCGAAGACGCAAGGGGCAGCAGCAGCAGCAGCAAGGGACGGUGGGGCCGCUCACAUCUGCAGGGCCCGCCUAGGGACACUGUCCAGCCCCCAGGCCCAUGCAGAAAGAGUUCAGUGCUGCUUUGUGUGAUUAAAGCUUUCCUGAACUGGAACAUCGGGGGCAAAGCAUACACACACGCUCCAAUCCAUCCAUGCAUCCAUAGACACAAGACACACACACUCAAACCCCUAUCCACAUAUACAACCACACAUACUUGCACACAUGUGUGUGCAUGUAUACACACACAGAUACCCCAAACACACACACACACAUACACACCUGAGGCCACCAGAAGACACUUACAUCCCUCGGGUCCUGCAGUACACUCUUGGUUUCUGGAGCUCGCCAUGGCCGUGUCAGAGACCACACUUUCCAGCAUCUGAGACCAAACUGCAGAGGGAAGCCUUCUGGAGAAGCUGCUGGGAUUGGACUAGCUAGUGUGGCAGAUGGGAGCCAAGCUCGAGGACUGCUGGUGACCUGGGGAGAAGCCUUCUUCCCAUCCCGUUCAGCACUCCCAGCUGUGUGACUUUAUCGUUGGAGAGUGUUGUUACUCUUCCAUGAUACGUAUCAGGGCUAACCUGACUCUGAAAACUGCCUUAAAGGUUUAUUUCAAAUUAAAACCAAAAAAAUCAACGACAGCAGUAGACACAGGCACCACAUUCCUUUGCAGGGUGUGAGGGUUUGGCAAGGUAUGCGUGGGAGCAAGAAGAGACAGGGAAUUUCAAGAGACCCCAAAUAGCCUGCUCAGCAGAGGGUCGUGCAGAGAAGGAAGAAAAUGUAGGGGCUGCUCUGAGGGUGGUAAACAGGCAGUCUAUAUCCUUGUUACUCAGAGCAUGGACCGGCAGCAGUGUCGUCACAGGGCAGCUUGUUAGGAAGAGAAUCUCAGGUCUCAUUCCAGACCUGGUAAGCCAGAGUCUGAAUUUCAGCAAGAUUCCUGAUGAUUGGCGUGUUAUAUAAAUGUGAGAAGUGCUGCUCUAAUUCUCCUUAAAGGAUGGGAGAAAGGGCCCCGGCCAUGUUGCAGCAGGAGGGAUUCUGGUCAUCUAUAAAGGAGGACUUUCCAUCUGGGAGAGGCAGAAUCUAUAUACGGAAGGGCUAGUGGCACUGCCGGGGGAAGGGAGUGCAUAGGCUUCCAGUGAUGGUUGGGGACAGUCCUGCCCAAAGGCAGGGCAGUGGAUGGAAUAACUCCUUGUGGCAUUCUGAAAUGUGUGCCAGGCUCUGGACCAGGUCCUAGGUUUCCAGGGAGGAGCCAAACACAGGCCUUGCUCUUGUGGAGCUUAGAGGUUGGUGGGGAAGAAGAUAGGCAUGCAUCGAGGAAUCGUACAAACACAUAUGUAACUACAAAAGGAUGGUGUCAAGGGCAGGCGACCACUGGCAUCUGUGCAUAGCUAUGAAAGUUAAUAAAACAGAAUAAAAAUAAAAUACUUUCUCUCAGG